UCAAUUUCAGAAUAGAUUUUUAUAUAUUAAAAUAUUUAUACAUUGUAUUGAAAAUGGUGAAAUCAAUUAUUCUCAUCUCAUUAUUAUUGGUGUUUACAAUUUGUGAUGCUGAGGAAACAAAAUCUAAAUGUGAUGGAUGCCGAGAUCUUUCAAGGGGAAUUUUAGAUGGUCUGGAUAAAACAAAAAAGAAGAAUUUUGAAGGUGGCGAUGUAGCAUGGGAGGAGAAAAAGCUUGGAAAAUAUAAAACAAGUGAAACAAGAUUGGUUGAAAUAUUAGACACAUAUGCUUGUAGCAAAAGCAAUCAUAGAUGUAACACUAUCUUAGAAGAAAAAGAAGAAAAAAUUGAAUAUUGGUACAAAAACCUACAAGAUGAGAAGCCAUUGUUUGAUUAUCUCUGUGUUGAAGAAGCGCAAGUUUGUUGUCCUGAUGAUACUUUUGGAGCAGAUUGUGAAGAUUGUCCGAAAGGUACAUCCGACAAGGUUUGCUUUGGACGUGGAAAGUGUGAAGGAGCUGGUGAUCGAGAGGGAUCAGGCAAAUGUGUUUGUGAUGAUGGAUAUUCUGGUGAAUUUUGCAGCGAUUGUGGAGAUCAACAUUUUGAAACCUUUCGUAAUGAUACUUAUACUAUGUGUGCACUAUGUCACAACUCAUGUAAAACAUGCAAAGGUAAUAAAUCGACCGAAUGUUCAACAUGUAUGGAUGGAUAUAGAUCAGAAGAAAAUAUUGAUAAUGAAGAUGAAUUAAAAUGUGUUGAUAUAAAUGAAUGCGUUGAACAAGCAAACCUGUGUCCUGUUGGUACAUACUGUGCGAAUAAUGAAGGAUCAUAUUCUUGCGAAGACAUUGAUGAAUGUGCCAGUGGAGCAAUCUGUCUUGGUAUGUAUGAAGUUUGUGUCAAUACACUGGGACACUACAAGUGCGCAUGUGCACGAUAUUUCAGGAGAGACCCCGUUUCUGGGCAGUGCCAGCCCGAUCCCAACAUAUACUCAAGAAUGGUACCACCUUCUGCUCCUAGCAAGGCAGCAGACAAGGGAAAGGCCGAAAAAGCAGAUGAGGGUGAGAUUGUAGUUGGAAACGAAGUAGAAGACUCGCUCAGUGAUGAUGAUAUAAAACGACUUGUAGUUGCUGUUGUUAUAUGCAUCAUCGGUACUGCUGCGGCGGGUGGGAAUUUAAUCUGGACCGCAUUGUUCUUUUGUAGCAUAAUCGGUGCAGGCGUCUGGUGGGCAUCAGAUAAAACUGAUGAGCUUGCCAUGUCCAUGAUACCACAACCCCAUCAAGAAUUGUAGCUAUUACGUAACCUUAAACUAACCAGCUAUCAAAUAAUGAUUUGAUCUGGAUACUCGGAGCACAUGAGAUCAUUAUGUGUUCUUCUGAUUCAAAUGGCUCACCCAAAUCAUUAUGGACUCGUGUGAUAUUAUAUGUGUACCAUGUGCUUUUUAUUUAUUAUUUUGUUCAAUUUCUAUCAGAGUUGUUUCAUUAAUAGGCGAAAUAUCACUACUGAUAUCAACUAUUAGGAAAAGAAUAAAAAUUCAUUUAGUUUUAUUGACAUCCUACACAUCUAAUGUCCAACAUAUAUGCUGGCUUCACUAUACUUGAUUGAAUUAGGUCUAUAACUUAGUUAUUUCAUCCAUAGUUGCGCUGAAUGACAUUUGACUGCAUAUCAUCCAAGAUCCAACAAUAAUUAUUUUGAUGCAAAAUUCCAAAUUUGGUUGAUAUCCAUCACAAUAUCAUAUUCUUGCCACUAAUAUUUGUCAAUGAGGAUUUGUCUGUAUUGUACAACACCUAUUUAUUUUAUUAUGCAACCGUAUUUUGUUUACUGAAAAUUCAGCAUUUUGACAUCAACGUCACAAAAUUUGUAUAUUCUCUUAUUUAUUUACUUAACAUAUUCAUAUACUACCAAAUUACUGUAUUUACCAAAUUGAUUGGAAAUAGUUACAGUUUCUUAAUUCACUGGCGUUUUACCCCUGUAAACAUAUACAUUAUGAAUUGUCUGUAUGUAAGAUCAUUGUUGAAAUUGAUAUUAACAUAAAUCUGUUAGAGGUAGAACUGGUCUAGCCUGAACUGUUAGAUAUGUUGGAAUAGGACUUGACCACGCCGUUCGUCCUGAUUCUCUUUUAAUUUUUCCACUCUGAAGUAAAAUGUAGUCGCCCUUUAUUCAUACGAACGGUACUCGAUAGUAAAGUCAUGUAUGCAUCACUUGAUACUUUUUUAUCUCGCAGUUCUAUUUAUCACUUUUCUAAUCGCUGUUAUUAUAAAUAAUUGGUCACUGUGAUUUUGUGCACUUUAAAUGUAUGUAUUACGUAGGCUUACGGACAUCUGAUAAAAUCAUACCUGGAUAGCUUUGCGUUUUUUUUUUAUCGAAAUUCGGUCGUAAUACUAGUAUAAUUAUGGUCUUUCAUAAUUUUUUUCCUAAUUUUCCAAUGUAAAAUUCCAUGUUUAUUAAAAUUGUAAUAUAUAAAAGAUUUACUCCCCAAAAUAUACUCAAGAGUAGUAUUCUUUGCUUCUAUUAUUUACUUAGUACAGACAAUUCAAUUGAAAUUGUCUGAAAAUUUUUUUCGUAUUGUACAGCUAUUAACAUCCGUAUUAUUAAUAACAUAUUUCCAUGCUUAACAUAGACUGGUGACCAGACGAGAUGCAGUGGUUUGCCAUAUGGUUAGGUGUCUCAUCGGCUACUCCCUACCCCGGUGAAAGUGAAUAUCCUAUCCCAACAGCCUUGCAUAACUUUUAGUUCGUAGUCAGUGAUCGCGCUUGAUAUU
This is a messenger RNA of Styela clava, 2750 nucleotides long. The record is from RefSeq and is a predicted model, not a curated record. NCBI's taxonomy places the organism in Eukaryota, Metazoa, Chordata, Ascidiacea, Stolidobranchia, Styelidae.